Molecule: messenger RNA, 1596 nt
Organism: Pelobates fuscus (common spadefoot toad)
Lineage: Eukaryota; Metazoa; Chordata; Amphibia; Anura; Pelobatidae
Product: proto-oncogene Mas-like
Exons: 3
Coding region: 239-1207 (322 amino acids)
Biological process (GO): G protein-coupled receptor signaling pathway
Cellular component (GO): membrane
Molecular function (GO): G protein-coupled receptor activity
Source: RefSeq, a predicted model, not a curated record
AGUCAUGUAUAAUUUACCCACAUGGGAUGAAAGAAGCCAUAAACACAGGAUUAUAUAAAGAAUAACGCAAGAAAUAAACAGUGACUUUACUUCAUUCUCUUUGCUGGUCACGGUGAAUUUGUUCAGGACAGUCCUCUCCAUUUUGAUAACAAAGAAGAGCAUUUCUCAAGGAAUGUGACAACUGGAAUAAUAAUAAUACAAAACACAAUUCUUAUAUAAGCAUCGUCACCUGCUCACCAUGUCUGACUUUUCCAAUGGAUCACAAAAUGUUUCCACGCACAAACCAUCGAAUACGAAUGGAGAUCUUGAGACAUAUUCUAUUGUUGCCUGUUUUGCUGCAAUAUUGUGUCUGUGUGGGCUAAUAGGGAAUGCCGUAGUCACCUGGGUUCUUUUAAUUCAGAUAAAACUAAACAAAUACACAGUGUACAUUCUUAACCUUGCCAUUGCAGAUUUUAUCUACCUUUUAUUUGUCGCUAUUGUGAUGAUUUUAAUGGUUGAUCAAAUGCUAAACUCAAGAUCCCCCACAGAACUUACACUGUCGGCCUUGGAAAUAGUAUAUGAUUUGGCUUACACAGCCGGGAUGUUUUUUUUGACAGCUAUAAGUCUUGAGAGAUGCCUCUCUGUCCUAUUCCCCAUAUGGUACAAAUGUCGCAGACCGAAACAUUUGUCAUCCAUAACUUGCUUGUUAAUCUGGCUGCUUAGUAUCAUCUUGUCGCUUGUUGAUAAUUUAAUCUGUCCUGCGCCAUCCUUUAUGAGAGGCACACAUGAAUGCACAGUCAUUCAAAUAUUCACAUCUGUUUUGACAUUCGCUAUCAUUCUUCCUUUGAUGCUUUUGUCUAGUUUCACUCUAAUCUAUGUGAUUAAGACCACAUCCAAAAAAUCACGCCCGCCAAAAAUCUACAUGGCUAUCAUAGUUACAGUCUUGGUUUUCCUAAUUUCAAUUAUACCCAUCAGAUUGCUGUGGGUAAACCUUUAUUUUAAAGUACUCUCAGCUAAUGCGUACUAUGUUGGUUUGUUCUUUGCCAGCAUAUAUUGUACCGUGUUCAACAGUAGUGCAAAUCCUUUCAUUUACUUCUUUGUGGGAAGACAGAAGAAGAAGAAAUUUGGGGGUUCUGUUAAUGAAGCUCUGAGUAGGGUGUUUAAAGAAGAUGAUACUGAGCAUUCAAAUGGUUCCUACGGAACUACAAGCAUUUCAAGCGUAGGCUAAGCCUAGGCUAAGAUUUUUUUGCCAGUUUUAUAUUUUUUAAGUGCUUGAUUUAAUUAGUUUGAAUUAGAAAUUAUUCCAUUCUGUUAGAAAAAAAAACCUUAAAGAUCAUAAUAAUGUUAAUAUUUCAUGUAGUAAAACCACCGUAUACCAACUGUCCUUUGGAUAAAAACCGUAAUUAAAAAGCAGGCCAUCUAUACAUAUGCUCAAAACAGCAGGCACUUAUGUCUUAUGCAAUAUGUUUAGAAAUAUUAUACUGCCUCACAAGAAUGGAGUGAACAGACUUAGAGGAUUACCCUAAGCACAAUUACCAUGUCAGUGUUUUGAAGUGGUCAUGAUACAAGAAGUCUGUAUGUGCGGCAUUCCAGAAUUUUCUUUUUUUUUUUGCUGCC